This is a messenger RNA of Sinocyclocheilus anshuiensis, 1573 nucleotides long. RefSeq names its product ribosome-recycling factor, mitochondrial-like. Bases 96 to 866 code for a protein of 256 amino acids. The transcript has 7 exons. Lineage: Eukaryota; Metazoa; Chordata; Actinopteri; Cypriniformes; Cyprinidae. Gene Ontology annotation, molecular function: ribosomal large subunit binding. Gene Ontology annotation, cellular component: mitochondrion. The record is from RefSeq and is a predicted model, not a curated record. Gene Ontology annotation, biological process: translation.
CUGCGCAGGCUGCCCAUGAUGUCAGAGAGGGACUGUGCUGCAAGCCAUGCCUGCUUAGACACUUUGCUACAUGAGGAAAUAUUGUAACCACAGACAUGGCAUUGAGUCAUCUCAACCUCCUGCGACCAGUAUUGUGCAGAUUUCUGCCCUCCGUUGUGAGGACCCCGCUAGUGACUAGUUCAAGAGUCCCCUCUCUGCCCCACGCGAGCUGUCCCACGGUUCUGCCGAAUUAUGUCCGGCAUUAUGCCACAAAGAAGAGUAAAGCAAAGGCAAAAGGGCAGACAGCUAAAGUGAACAUCAAUGCUGCAUUGGUGGAGGAUAUUAUCAGCCUGGAGGAGGUGAAGGAAGACAUGGCUGCUGUCCUGACUACUCUGAAAGAAGAUUUCAGCCGCAACCUCAGCAUUCGCACAUCACCAGGUGUGCUGGACCACAUUACAGUCACCACAAAGGAUGGCAAAUUUCCACUCAACCAGCUGGGCCAGAUAUCCAUGAAGUCUCCUCAGCUACUUGUGGUCAACAUGACUGGCUUCCCAGAGGCCUCAGGCCACGGCAGCUGUGCCUUACAAGACAGCAGCAUGGGACUCAACCCGGAGGUGGAGGGCACCAUUAUCAGGGUGCCUGUUCCCAAAGUGACGCGAGAACACAGGGAGAAUCUGGUGAAACUGGCGAAGCAGUUCAGUAACAAGACCAAGGACUCGCUGAGGAGAGUACGGACCAACGCCGUCACUCGAGUGAAGAAGUCCAAAGAGAGUGUCUCUGAAGAUACCAUUCACUUGGUAGAAAAACAGAUUCAACAAAUGGCAGACAGUUAUGCGGCAGACAUUGACAAACAGCUAGCCACUAAAACCAAGGAGUUACUCGGAUGACAGCGAGGCCUUCCAAACUUUCAGAACGCCCCCGGUCCGUUUGUCUCGCUAUCAUCAGGUCAAAGGCAGUCAGCUGUUCUUGUGACUGGAACAAAAAUCCCCCAAACAGAAAACAGUUAAUGAUCUUGGUGAUGGAAGUGAUGAAGGUGGUGUUUGGGUGUUUUUCUCAUGCAUAAACAAAUGUCGGCGUGGCACGCCAGUGGCUUAUGGUGCUUCUUGUGUUCACAUCUCCAAACAAACAAACGCAGGAUAAAUGAAGUUUUAAUGUGAUUUGGGGUACUCCUCCUAAUCAAAGCGAUGCCACAAACGUGGUGUUUAUGUAGAAAGCACUGCACUGAAUGUAAACUCUGUGGUCUUUACAGGAGGCUGAAAGUCACACAGGAUGGAGGAUGAGAGCACAAAGCAACAUGCUGCCAACAUUUGUUUCACAUUCACUAUUGCAUCCUAAAAAUAGUCAUUAUUUUCAUCUAUAUGAUUAGAUCUAGCCGUGUAAACUGAAUAAAAUGCAUCAGUUAUUGUCCUGGUGCUGUAGUGUGUGUGUGUGCGCGCGCAUCUUUUGAAUCAUAUUUCCACAUCCGCUGUUCUUUGUUUAUUAAUGUUGAAACUUAAUCCCUAAGAUUAUUCUAGAAUGGCAAUGUGAAAUAUAUCUUCUUCUACCACAACAUUUUUGAAUUCUCAGUGCUCAAUACUGAUUCUGAUUUUACUGG